Molecule: messenger RNA, 1820 nt
Organism: Thalassophryne amazonica
Lineage: Eukaryota; Metazoa; Chordata; Actinopteri; Batrachoidiformes; Batrachoididae
Gene: acat2
Product: acetyl-CoA acetyltransferase 2
Exons: 9
Coding region: 38-1339 (433 amino acids)
Biological process (GO): fatty acid beta-oxidation
Molecular function (GO): acetyl-CoA C-acetyltransferase activity
Source: RefSeq, a predicted model, not a curated record
AGCGUGAAGUUCCAAUUGUGAACUGCGAGAGGCAGUAAUGUGCCACCAAGCAUGGGACACCGCGGAAAAUCGCGAGAAGAAGACGACGACCGGUUGCCAGAAGCGUCGCAUGUUUUCUGUUUCUGAGGAGAAUCAAAAUAAGUUACUCAGAAUGAACACUGAGCCUGUCGUCAUCGUAUCUGCUGCGCGGACUCCUAUAGGCUCCUUCAACGGUUGUCUAUCAGCAGUGCCUGUGCACGACCUCUGCUCAGUGGUGAUCAAAGAUGUUCUGAAGCGGGCUGGAGUCCGCCCAGACGAGGUGACAGAGGUGAUCAUGGGGCACGUUUUAACAGCAGGUCACGGGCAGAACCCAGCACGUCAGGCCAGCGUGCAAGCAGGUAUCCCUUAUGUUGUUCCGGCCUGGAGCUGCCAGAUGGUGUGUGGUUCUGGGCUAAAGUCUGUGUGCCUGGGAGCUCAGUCCAUCCAGGCUGGAGAGGCCACUGUAGUGGUGGCCGGGGGCAUGGAGAGUAUGAGCAGGACUCCUCACACAACACUAAUAAGGACUGGAGUGAGGAUGGGCGAUGCCACUCUGCAGGACUCCAUGGUGAACGACGGGUUAAUCGAUGCUUUCUAUGGUUACCACAUGGGCAUCACAGCGGAAAAUGUGUCAAAGAAGUGGGGGGUCAGCCGGGAGGAGCAGGACUUGUUCGCCGUCCGGUCCCAGAACAAUGCCGAAGCUGCACAGAAAGCAGGUUACUUUGACAAAGAGAUUGUUCCAGUGAUGGUCCCAUCCAGAACAGGUCCAAUAGAGGUGAAGGUGGAUGAAUUUCCUCGCCAUGGGAGCACCAUAGACACCUUGUCCAAGCUCAAACCCUGCUUCAUAAGGGAUGGCAGUGGUACAGUCACAGCCGGCAACGCUUCAGGUAUAAACGAUGGAGCAGCAGCAACUGUACUCAUGAGCCAGUCGGAGGCAGACAGGCGUGGUGUCAAACCAAUGGCCAGAAUAGUCUCGUGGGCUCAAGCUGGCCUCGACCCAUCCAUCAUGGGUACCGGGCCGAUACACGCCGUCAGGAAAGCGGUCGAGAAAGUGGGCUGGAAGUUGGACAAAGUGGACCUGUUUGAGGUCAACGAAGCCUUCGCUGCCCAGUCCAUUGUCUUCAUCAGAGAACUGGGCCUCGACAUACACAAGGUGAAUGUGAGCGGUGGCGCCAUUGCUUUGGGUCAUCCUUUAGGCAUGUCUGGUUGCCGAGUGCUGGUCACGCUGCUGCACGGUCUUCAGAGGACUGGAGGCUGCAGGGGUGUGGCCACUCUGUGCAUCGGAGGUGGAAUGGGCAUCGCCAUGUGCGUGGAGCGGGUUUAAGACGAAUGAAUAGUACCGCUUCUCUCACUGUUCUUAAUCACAAAGCUUUAAUGACAAGGGAGGGGUUUAACAGCGUUUACAAAAAAAAAAGGUACAUAAUGAGAUUCCAAAAGUUUGCUCAUUUCACUGUGACGUUCUAAGUCACCCUCCUAACCUCAGGUUUGUACGGUGUAGUGUGCUGCUCAAGUGUUUAGGGAUUCUUUCAUGAAAAUUUUCCUUGUAAGUUGGACAUUUAAACAUUGGCUUCUGUGGGAAUCCACAUGCUUUUGGAGAUUGCCUCAAGUGGCCACUGAAGGAACUGGAACUUGUCCUACUUCCGGGUGGCUUCAUUGACAGCCGCAGGUUGGAACUUGGUGAUUACCAGGCAGUAAAUGUUAAUGGUCUCAGAUAUAGCCCACCCGGAGAAAAAAAAAAAAAAGUUGUAGUUCAUUGACUUUUCCCCCCCUCUCUCUCUCCAAAUGCAAUCAGGUUCCCAUUUAAG